GAAUGCGUCUGUUGCGGAGACUCCAAGCACCCGAACGAUUUCAGCUCCAUGCCCGCCACCGAAAGUUGCGAGCACGAUAGUCUCACGUGCAAAGAAUGCAUGCAAUCCUGGCUUUCAUCAGAAUUCGACAGCAAGGGAGCAGAAUCCAUCAAAUGCCCCGAAUGCCCAUCACAAGUCAGCUACGAGGACAUGCAACGUCUCGCCAGCGAGGAGACUUUCGAGAAGUAUGAAAAAAUCCUCACCCGAAACGCUCUGUCCAGUCUCCCAGAAUUCUCCUGGUGUCUCGCCUCAGGCUGUACCUCCGGUCAACUGAACGCGGAAAACGCAAAUUUCAUGGACUGUGUCUCCUGCCACUACAAACAAUGUCUCACUCAUAAAUGUCCCUGGCACGUCGGCGAAACGUGUGAUCAGUACACGUAUCGCACUUCGGGGCAGAAAUCCAAGGACGAAGACGCCGCGACGGAAGCUAUGCUGGACACGGUGAGCAAAUCCUGCCCCGGUCCGAAAGGCAAGGCGUGUGGAUGGAGAAUUCAGAAAAUUGAUGGAUGCGACCAUAUGACUUGUCGUAGCUGCAAACAUGAGUUUUGUUGGGAAUGCCUUGCUAGUCAUCGUGAGAUUAAGGAGGUGGGGAAUACGGCGCAUGAGGAGUGGUGUAAAUUCCACAGUAAGAAUUUGGACGUCGCAUGGCCUUUUAAUGUGCAUGCUUGAGCGGAGAAAGGGUUGUGUAAUUGAUGUUGGGUUUAGAUUGCGCUCUUUUGCUCUUUUUGUGAUGGCUGGGCUUAAGAUACCGACAGUGAGCUGGAAGCAAAUAGCACAAAUACAGGCCAAGUCUGGUAC
This is a messenger RNA of Pseudocercospora fijiensis CIRAD86, 837 nucleotides long. RefSeq lists its product as uncharacterized. The transcript has a single exon. The record is from RefSeq and is a predicted model, not a curated record. Gene Ontology annotation, cellular component: ubiquitin ligase complex; cytoplasm. NCBI's taxonomy places the organism in Eukaryota, Fungi, Ascomycota, Dothideomycetes, Mycosphaerellales, Mycosphaerellaceae. Gene Ontology annotation, biological process: positive regulation of proteasomal ubiquitin-dependent protein catabolic process; ubiquitin-dependent protein catabolic process; protein polyubiquitination. Gene Ontology annotation, molecular function: zinc ion binding; ubiquitin conjugating enzyme binding; ubiquitin protein ligase activity. Bases 49 to 708 code for a protein of 219 amino acids.